UUUCAGAAUCUAGCUUGCAUUGUGGCGAAGCUAAUGAAACAGCUCAGCCACACUCAUGGUCAUCAACUGAGUUUACUGAAUGCAUUUCUAAUUUAGACCCUUUCUUUUAAAGACAUUAAACAUGGGGACUUUCUCAGACCAGAAGGAAGGGUACUUGCAAAAUAGGCAUUCACAAAAGGGCAAGACAUCCGCCUUCAUUCCAGACAUGGAGCUCAAAGAGGAAUGGCAGGACGAGGAAUUUCCCAGGCCCAUUCCUGAGGACUCAGAGAAUCAUGGUGAUGAAGAGGAAAGCCCUGGAGCUGAGGGAAACGGGCCUGUCCCACCGACCAGCCUGGCUCUGACAGGUGAUACUGUUAGGAAGAAGCGACUUGUGGCGCCCACUCUCAGUCUAACUUUGGACAAAACCUCUACUGACCGGAGCAUGAAAUCAGAUGAGUUUGAUACCUCUGCCCUUUCACCAUCUGUUGAAGAUGACCUAGAGAUGGACAUUAACCUGGAGGCCUUAGAGACGCCCUCAGACAGCGAGUCUUACAACUUUCCAGACAGCAUGCAUGACUUGGAAUGGGAAGAUGAUCUUCCCAGAAUGGGCAAGGCGGCAAUCAGAAAAGCCAGUUUGCUUGAGAAUGCAGAGAUGGGACACUUGGAAUUAGAUCAGGUGGAUAACCAUGGUCGCAGAUGGCGACGAUUCCAUAUUGGUGGGCUGGACUACCAAGUCAACAUGAGCGUUUUGGAGCCUUACCUCCAAGUUCUCUCCCAUGGAGGGUAUUAUGAGGAUGGAUCGACAGCCAUCAUCAUGUUUACCUCCUGCUACCUACCAGAAAAUACAUCAGAACACUAUGAGUAUGUGAUGGACAAUCUUUUCAGGUACAUCAUUGGCACGUUGGACUUGAUGGUGUCUGAGAAUUACAUAUUGAUCUACCUGUGUGGAAUGGCUCCUCGCAAUAAGAUGCCUGGCAUUAAGUGGCUCAGACAGUGUUACAUGUCCAUUGACAGAAGGUUAAGGAAAGAUCUAAAAGGGCUUUUUGUGGUUCACCCAGCCUGGUACGUGAGAGCUUUAAUUACCGUCAUCAAACCAUUUAUCAGUGAGAAAUUUAGCAGGAAGAUGCGCUUCAUUCACAGCUUGCAGGAACUGGCUGAGUUUGUUCCUGUGGACCAGCUGCAAAUCCCAGACUGCAUCAGAGAGUAUGAUGAGCGGAUGAACAGGUGAAGGUGUCCAAUGGAAACGCAGAGGUGUACAUACUGUACAGAUGUUACAUUGGGGUGAUGUGGGAAACUGAACUGACUGAGGUUAAAGGUCAAGUGUUAGGACACAUGCUCUAAUGACAGAAAAACUGCUUCCUACCCGAAUUAGGUGAAAUACAAAAAGACAGUGGUCCUUUUGAGAGGCCCAUCUGUGGGUCACUGAGGUGAGUUAGGAGACCUCUGCAAGCAACAUGAAAGACUGUUUUACGUCAUUGUAUUUAAACUGUUAUACAAAAACAUGUAAUGUUUUCCUGGACUGUUGGAUAUAUGACAAAGCACCCUUCAUGUAUUUUUGUUUUUUUAAGCAAUAUUAUGGCAUGUUACUAAAGUUAAACUUAUUGUUACAUGCAUAACCAGGCCAAAUAGGAGAGGUAUUUCAAGGCUACUAUCAAAAUAAACAUUUUAAUUUUGAACUUGGCCACACCAGACUAGCAUACUAAAAUGGUAUGGGUAAAACCCAUAUAGGUUUUACUUUGUUGUUUCAUGCCCUAAAAGGUUUUAUUACAAUGUCCCAUUGUAAGUGCAGUGCUUUAUCUGACACUGAAUUCAUGUGAACCAUGAUAAUAAUAAUAAAAAAAAGUAAAGCUUACUUUUCGUGAUUCUCACGAAACCUGUCAAGAAAUGUACCUGGUCCUAUUUUACUCUAAAAUCAAAAGAAACAAAUAAGAAAUUAUAUUUUGCAUAUAGAAGUCAUUACCCUUACUUAAUUGAAUUUGAACUUAAUUGAACUUAAUAGAUUUUACAAGCAAUUUAAUUUCAUUCAAAUUAAGUCAGUUUCGUUCAGCCAACAUAAUUUAAUUGAAUUAGGUCAAAUCAACGUACUAUAGUAGUUUUAACUUAAUGUAUUUUAUUAAUCAUUUGUAUAUGCCACUUAAGCACAAGCAGCAAUCUUUACCACAAUGGUAACCCCCAAAAAACUACAGCCUAACAGGCACUUUUUUAAAAUACCAAUAUAACAGAACAUUAAACGUUAAGAAAUCUCUUGCUAUACGCAUUUUAAAAAAGAACUCUUAAUUACAACAUUUGUUCACGCCAUCCAGUCCCAAUGUAAAUCCCCUGCCCAGUUUCAUUAAUGCCACAAAAAAUAUUCAUGUAGUCCAAACUCAAAUGGAUUAAGUAAACUUCAAUUUUACAAAUUUAAUUGGAUAGAUUUUAAUUAAGAUUUUUCACCUUGCGAGAUUAUUUUCAUAAAAGUUAAGCACAUUUUACCUCCAAUAUGAUAUUGUCAUAAAUUAAAUGAAAUGUUUUUUACAUUGCUGUAAAGUAUAUAAACAUCAUAGUAAUACUCUGUAGGUACUGCCUAUUAUUUUCACUGAUUUUAAGUAAAAAAAAUAAUCAUACAAAAGCAUCUUUUUUACUGUAAUACUGUAAAAAAUGACUUAUAGUAAUGAGAAUCUUCAUUGAAAAUAAUGGGGAUUAACUUAUAUUAACAUACAUGACUUUAAUGUUAAAAUGUAGAAAAAAUACAUUAAUAAAUAUAAAAAAAGUGCACUUAGUUUUAAUGUGAAAAAACGAAACAAAAAAACAAUGGCAAUAGUAAAAGUUAAAUGUCUUGACGUGUUAUUGUAAUGAGAAUCGGGGUAAAAUGUGCUUAAGUGUCCUGAAAAUAAUUUCAAAAGGCUAAAAAUCUAAAUGGUACUAAAUUAAGGCUUCAUUUUCUUUAUGCAAAAUUGUAUUUCUUUCUCUUUCUUUUUCUCUUUUUUUUUUUUUUUUUUUUUUUUUUUUUUUUGUUAUUGAUUUAGGGUUAAAUAUGACCAGGACAUUUAAGAAGUUCCAUGAGAAUCCCCCAAUUCUUCAAAGUACUAUCUGUCUUUUGUCUUUGUCUUUUGUAUGUCCCUCUUUGCAACUUCUCUGAAAAGUUUUAUUGAAUUGUUUUGUAUAUUGCAUAAUGCAGAUUAUAUUUCAUACCUGAGCAUUUAAUCAUCCAUGAAUGUAGUUAUAACCGGUUACCAGCAUUUAAAAAUAAUGUUUUCACACCGGAACAAUUGAAAAUCACUUCUUUACGGUUUUCGGUUACGUUCUGCCCAAAGUUUUGUUCAUUUUCGGUUUUUUGUUCCUUUAACUGUUUUUAGUCCCUGAUAUUAACAUAUGAAAUAUAUAAUGGGUCAGGGUUUUCUUAGGGAACUUGGCAGGGAAAUGUUUUCUUUUACUCAGCUGCUGCUGCCUUUAAAGUGCAUUUAACAGACUCUCCUAUGUGCAAAUAUUUAAACAACCUGAACUUUCAAAACAGACAUAUACUACAGGGAUGUCUUGUCUAUGAUAUUUAUGUCAAUAAAUGGUUAUUAAACA
Myxocyprinus asiaticus (Chinese sucker) is the source of this 3531-nucleotide messenger RNA. RefSeq names its product BCL2/adenovirus E1B 19 kDa protein-interacting protein 2-like. Gene Ontology annotation, biological process: apoptotic process. The record is from RefSeq and is a predicted model, not a curated record. The coding region runs from base 122 to 1207 and encodes 361 amino acids. NCBI's taxonomy places the organism in Eukaryota, Metazoa, Chordata, Actinopteri, Cypriniformes, Catostomidae. Gene Ontology annotation, cellular component: cytoplasm. The transcript has 10 exons.